This is a messenger RNA of Clonostachys byssicola, 1674 nucleotides long. The record is from the annotation of a GenBank genome assembly. NCBI's taxonomy places the organism in Eukaryota, Fungi, Ascomycota, Sordariomycetes, Hypocreales, Bionectriaceae.
AUGGCCAAAAAAAACAAGGAAGUGUCCUUGACUGCUUCGUCAAGUGCGAUAGACCCCACACUCGAUGCACUGUUCUCUGCCAGUUCCGGACCUGUGAAAGCUCCUCCAAAGUCACGCUAUAGCAGCCUCUCGGAAAAGAAGGCUGAGGACUCAGCACCAAAACAAGCCCAGGAUGAUGGCUCUGAUGAUGAGGCCGAAAGCCCAAUUGAGGGAGAUGAAGACGAAGUGCUUCCUGAAGCUAGCCAGGAACUAGACUAUGACGAUGAGGAAGUCGAUGAAGAGCAGGAUGAUGAGGAUGAGGAUGAUGAUGAGGGAGCUCCCUUGGAAAAGGAAGACGGCUCUGAUGAGCCGAAAGAAGUCGCCAGCGAGGACGUUGAGAUGACAGUCGCAUCCCCAGAAUCAGCCAAGCCAAAGAGGGAACGCAAGCGGAAAAGGAAGGAUGACAAUGGAGAAUUGGAGGAUCGCUAUCUGAGCAAACUUGCAGACGAUGCUACGGAAGCACCAGCGGGCAAGCGCCAGAAGGGCGGGUCGGCUACUGGCGAUGAUAACGAGGAUGGCGACGAUGGAAUCCCACAACACGAAUCGCUGGCCAAGGAUGCGAAGUCUUCAGAGCUGGAAAAGGCUGAUCGAACCGUUUUCUUAGCCAACGUCUCCUCGGAGGCGGUUGGGUCAAAGGCUGCCAAGAAAACAUUGAUUAACCACCUCAGCUCCGUGCUGGAAGGAGAUGACAAAGUCGAAUCCAUCCGUUUCCGAUCUGUCGCCUUUUCUGUUGGAGCGAUGCCCAAAAGAGCUGCUUACAUCACCAAGCAGUUGAUGGAUGCGACAACAAAGUCGGCUAAUGCGUAUGCUGUUUACUCUUCUGCUGCAGGUGCCAGGAAAGCAGUCAGCACACUGAAUGGAACGGAAGUUCUAGGACGACACAUUAGGGUUGAUAGUGUUGCUCACCCAAGCCCCACAGACCACAGACGAUGCGUCUUUGUGGGGAAUCUGGGGUUUGUGGAUGACGAGUCGAUUCUCCAAAAGACUGAGGAGGGUGAGACGGUACAGAAGAAACGGAACAAGACUCCUUCCGACGUCGAGGAAGGCCUGUGGCGAACAUUCAGCACCCAGGGCAAGGUCGAGAAUGUCCGUGUGGUGCGAGAUCCCAAGACCAGAGUAGGCAAAGGCUUUGCCUACGUGCAGUUCUACGAUGGAAAUGCUGUCGAGUCGGCGCUACUCCUUGACGGGAAGAAGUUCCCUCCCAUGCUGCCGCGCGCUCUUCGUGUAACGAGAGCCAAGGAUCCGCGCAAGACUGCCCAGGCACAGAAGCGACUCGCUGAGUCUGGCAAGGGGGUCAAUGGCGACUCCAAGAACACAAAGUACAGGAAGAAACUUACGCCUGAGGAGCUCUCUAUGGGCGGUCGUGCAGCCAAGCUUCUCGGCCGAUCUGGAGCUGCUGCUGAACGCAGGAAGGCACGAGUCACAGAUAACAAGGAUAAUGAUGUUCCCUCAACUGUGCUGAAGACUCCCGAAGAGAUCGUCUUCGAAGGUACAAGGGCUUCGGUGAGGACCGGUGCAGCUAAGGGGAAAAGACUUUCAAAGAAACUAAGGGGCAAGAAGGGAAGCCAGCCUACAGGACGGGGUGCUCGCAGAGCUGCUGAGUGGAAGAAGAAGCGAAGAGAGACCGCAGCUUAG